Nestor notabilis (Kea) is the source of this 1533-nucleotide messenger RNA. Its product is annotated as cytochrome P450 3A9-like. Gene Ontology annotation, molecular function: testosterone 6-beta-hydroxylase activity; iron ion binding; heme binding. The transcript has 13 exons. The record is from RefSeq and is a predicted model, not a curated record. NCBI's taxonomy places the organism in Eukaryota, Metazoa, Chordata, Aves, Psittaciformes, Psittacidae. Gene Ontology annotation, biological process: oxidative demethylation; steroid metabolic process. The coding region runs from base 1 to 1533 and encodes 510 amino acids.
AUGAAUCUUCUUCCUUCCUUCCCUGUGGAGACAUGGGCCCUUUUGCUCGUUUUUGUAGUCCUCCUGCUAGUAUACGGGACCUGGCCAUUUGGUUUGUUCAAGAAGUUGGGUAUUCCUGGGCCAAGACCUCUGCCUUUCUUUGGGACGUGUCUGGAAUAUCGUAGAGGUUUCAUUGAGUUUGACAAUGAAUGUUUUCAGAAAUACGGGAAAGUCUGGGGGAUUUAUGAUGGCAGGCAACCUGUGGUGGCUGUCAUGGACCCCCAAAUGAUUAAAUCUGUGCUGGUUAAAGAGUGUUACUCCACCUUUACCAACCGGAGGCGUGCAGAUCUAGCAGGGGUGCUGAACAAUGCCAUCUCAUUAGCCGAAGAUGAACAGUGGAAAAGGAUUCGUACUGUGCUCUCUCCAACCUUCACCAGUGGGAAACUAAAGGAGAUGUUCCCUAUAAUGAAAGACUAUGGGGAAGUUUUGGUGAAAAAUAUCCAAAAGCAAGUGGAAAAGAACAAUGCUCUACCUGUAAAGGAAUUCUUUGGAAGCUACAGCAUGGAUGUUGUCACCAGCACUUCAUUUGGUGUGAACAUUGACUCCAUGAACAACCCCAAAGACCCCUUUGUGAGAGAGAUGCAGAAGCUGAUCACCUUUGACUUCUUUGACCCACUCUUCAUCUUGACAUUUGUAUGCCCAUUUAUUACUCCUCUUUUGGCCAAGAUGAAUGUAAGCUUCUUCCCUGGUGAUGCUGUAGAUUUCUUCAUGAGAUCCCUCUCCAAGAUUAAGCAGGAUCGUGAAAAGGAGGCUCACAAGGGCAGAGUAGAUUUUCUGCAACUGAUGAUCGAAUCCCAACACUCAAACAAUCAUGGGAGCAACGAAGCAAAUCACUCAUAUAAAGCCCUGACCGACAUCGAAAUCCUGUCGCAAGCAUUCAUCUUUUUAUUUGCUGGGUAUGAGCCCACCAGCAACACGCUCUGUUACCUGGCAUAUGAACUGGCCACACAUCCCGAUGUGCAGCAAAAACUGCUGGAUGAAAUAGACACCGUUUUACCCAACAAGGCUCCUCUCACUUAUGAAGCAAUAAUGCAGUUGGAACAUCUUGACAUGGCACUGAGUGAAACCCUUCGUCUCUUUCCCAUUGGAGGACGGCUGGAGAGAACCUGCAAGAAAGAUGUAGAAAUAAAUGGAGUGACCAUUCCCAAAGGAACCAUUGUCAUGAUACCACCGUAUACCCUGCACCGUAACCCCGAGUACUGGCCAAACCCAGAGGAGUUCAGACCAGAAAGAUUCACUAAGGAAAACAAAGAAGGCAUAGACCAAUAUACAUACCUGCCCUUUGGAGCUGGUCCCAGGAACUGCAUCGGGAUGCGCUUUGCUCUCCUGAUGAUGAAGACUGCCAUCACCAUCCUACUGCAACAUUUCACCUUCCAGACCUGCAAAGAAACUGAGAUCCCUCUCAAGAUGAGUUCACAGGGACUCCUAAGACCAAAGAAUCCAAUUAUUCUGAAGUUAGUCCCCCGGACCAACACUGCAUCAACAGAGGCAUAA